UUCUUUCUUUCUUUGAGGUGCUUUAGUCACUUUUGUAAACUUAAAUCAUGAGUAUCCAUUGCCUCCAAAAUGUAGGAAUUCACGCGGGUUUUGUGCAACAUGUCUGGCGUUGAAAGGCAGAAACAGCCGCCAACCACGGCAUCUGCACCUUUUCCCCGUGUCCCAUUUAGUAUCAUCUUCUCCGAUUUCAUGCCCACCGCCACCGCCACCAUCUGGCUUCCGGUUUGUGCACCUUUUUUCCUUCCCAAUACUCGCUGUGGGCCCUGUCCAUCUCUUUCUUCCUUUGCCAGCAUUUUCUGCUGGAGAUGAAUCAAGAGCCAGUCAUUCUCCUCAACGUUGCUCUUUGAGGUUGAUGAAGAAGAAAUUUAUUGGGGCAGCCAGAAGCAUGGUGGGGACUCAGGGUGGUCAGAUAAUUCUGCUCACGUGAUAUCACAUCUAGCCCAGUGUUUUAUAACUUUCAUUUUAUUGGACUGGAGGGAGUAGUUCACAACUUCACAUGAACUUGAAAAGCUGUGGGUAUCUUUCAAUACGGUGCAGCUUGAAAUAGUGGAACUAAUGCUAUGGCUGGACCACGAACAUGGAUUGGAGGAAUUCUCAGCCGCUCAAGCAAUAAACGGUAUGGAAGUGACAAACUUAUCGACUAUACUCUGACCCCUGAACAGGAGGAGAGACUUCACAAGCUACAAGAAAGAUUAGGAGUACCUUUUGACGAGUUUCGGCCUGAUCAUCGAGAAGCACUUUUAUCUUUAUGGAAUUUGUCAUUUCCAGACGUUAAGCUCAAAGGACUGAUCUCUGAGCAAUGGAAGGAUAUGGGUUGGCAAGGAUCUAACCCAUCAACUGAUUUCAGGUUACUUUUGAAGCAAGUUGGAGACCGCGCAACAUGGGAGUACCCAUUUGCAGUUGCUGGGAUUAAUGUUUCAUUUAUGUUGAUUCAAAUGCUGGACUUGUGUUCAGCGAAACCUAGAUGCCUUCCAGGAAUCAAUUUUUUAAAACUAUUAGCAGAAGAUGAAGAUGCAUUUGAUGUGCUUUACUGUAUAGCAUUUGCAAUGAUGGAUGCGCAAUGGCUGGCUAUGCACGCUUCAUAUAUGGAAUUCAAUGAUGUUUUGCAAGUAACAAGGCUGCAAUUGGAGAGAGAAUUGUCUUUAGAAGACAUAAACAGGAUGACUGAUCUACCAGCCUACAACCUUGUAUAGUUUCCUCUCCUGUCCGUAUGCUUGAGGAACAAAGUCAUCAGUCUCAUAUUUCAGCUGGGAGAUUGCGUUCUUGCUGCUUUAGGAUUUAGGAAUAAGAUAGCAGUAGACUGUUUAAUGCUGCAAGUAUAUAGAAGAUGAAGGGGAUGGAUUUAGGCUCCACAAAUACUGAGCUUUCAUCAGCAGGCAUUAUAUUUAUAUUUGUAUAUUAAAGUUCUUUUUGUGCUGCCCUGGUUCACCUCUUGACAUGACCAUUUCUUUUUCUUCAGUAGUUCAGUACCAACAACUUUCUAGUGCGCUGUUGGUUAAUUAAUUUUCUGGGCACAUCGGAAGAGGUAAAAUUGUAGCACACUAAAAAUGUUAUAUUUGAUAUAUUGUGACAUUUUAGCACCUAUGACAACAUUUUGCACAUGCAACAAAAGCUAUAAUUUGUUGUAGUGUAUGAGUGUAUCUCUCUCGCAAACUCAUAUAAAUGAUGACAUAUUUAUUUCUUC
Molecule: messenger RNA, 1684 nt
Organism: Cuscuta epithymum
Lineage: Eukaryota; Viridiplantae; Streptophyta; Magnoliopsida; Solanales; Convolvulaceae
Source: the annotation of a GenBank genome assembly